AGCAGCAGCGCCCGGGAGGCGAGCGAGAGCGACGGCGGAGCGCUAUGGCUGAAGCGGGCGAAGGCGAGGACGAGAUCCAGUUCCUGCGAACUGAUGAUGAAGUGGUUCUGCAGUGCACUGCUACUGUUCACAAAGAACAACAGAAAUUGUGCCUUGCCGCAGAAGGAUUUGGCAACAGGCUCUGCUUCUUGGAAUCCACUUCAAAUUCUAAGAAUGUUCCUCCGGAUCUCUCCAUCUGCACUUUUGUGCUGGAACAGUCCUUGUCCGUGCGCGCCCUCCAGGAAAUGCUGGCCAACACUGAGGAGAAAGCAGAAGGGCUAGUUGAUGUGGAAAAAUGGAAAUUUAUGAUGAAGACUGCUCAAGGUGGUGGCCAUCGAACGCUCCUCUAUGGACAUGCAAUAUUGCUGCGCCAUUCAUACAGUGGUAUGUACCUGUGUUGUCUCUCCACCUCAAGAACAUCAAUGGACAAACUAGCAUUUGAUGUAGGCUUGCAAGAAGAUACCACAGGUGAGGCCUGCUGGUGGACAAUACACCCUGCUUCCAAACAGCGUUCUGAAGGAGAAAAAGUACGUGUUGGGGAUGAUCUCAUCCUAGUUAGUGUCUCAUCAGAAAGGUACUUGCAUUUGUCUUAUGGUAAUGGCAGCUUGCGAGUUGAUGCAGCUUUCCAGCAAACACUGUGGAGUGUAGCCCCCAUCAGUUCAGGAAGUGAAGCAGCUCAAGGUUACCUGAUAGGAGGUGAUGUACUGCGGUUGUUACAUGGUCACAUGGAUGAAUGUUUGACUGUCCCUUCAGGAGAGCAUGGAGAAGAGCAAAGAAGAACAGUCCAUUACGAGGGUGGAGCCGUGUCGAUUCAUGCUCGUUCUCUUUGGCGAUUGGAGACUUUGAGAGUUGCGUGGAGUGGAAGUCACAUUAGAUGGGGCCAGCCGUUCCGAUUAAGGCAUAUAACAACAGGGAAGUAUUUGAGCCUGAUGGAUGACAAGAGCCUUCUUCUAACAGACAAAGAGAAAGCUGAUGUGAAAUCUACAGCGUUUUGUUUUCGGUCUUCCAAGGAAAAAUUGGAUGUGGGUAUAAGAAAAGACGUGGAUGGAAUGGGAGCACCUGAGAUAAAGUACGGAGACUCGGUCUGCUUCAUACAGCAUGUUGACACUGGAUUGUGGCUCACGUACCAGUCAGUGGAUGCGAAGUCUGUAAGAAUGGGGUCUGUGCAACGCAAGGCUAUCAUGCACCAUGAAGGCCAUAUGGAUGAUGGUCUAACAUUGUCCAGAUCUCAGCAUGAAGAGUCACGUACUGCACGAGUAAUCCGUAGUACCGUCUUCCUUUUCAACAGGUUCAUAAGGGGCCUUGAUGAUCUCAGCAAGAAAGCAAAGUCUUCCACAGUUGACUUACCCAUUGAGUCAGUCAGCCUUAGCCUCCAGGACUUGAUUGGAUACUUCCAUCCACCUGAUGAGCAUCUAGAGCACGAGGACAAGCAGAACCGCUUAAGAGCACUGAAGAAUCGGCAGAAUCUCUUCCAGGAAGAGGGUAUGAUCAACUUGGUGCUUGAAUGCAUUGAUCGCUUACAUGUAUACAGCAGUGCAGCUCAUUUUGCUGAUGUAGCUGGGAAGGAGGCGGGAGAGACUUGGAAAUCUAUCCUAAACUCAUUGUAUGAAUUACUAGCUGCUUUGAUUAGAGGGAAUCGUAAAAAUUGUGCCCAGUUUUCUGGCUCUCUUGAUUGGCUCAUUAGUAGAUUGGAGAGACUGGAAGCUUCUUCUGGCAUUCUUGAGGUUUUGCACUGUGUGUUGGUAGAAAGUCCAGAAGCUUUAAAUAUUAUUAAAGAAGGACAUAUUAAAUCAAUUAUAUGCCUUUUGGACAAACAUGGAAGAAACCAUAAGGUGUUAGAUGUUUUAUGCUCUCUCUGUGUGUGCCAUGGAGUAGCUGUACGGUCUAAUCAGCAUUUGAUCUGUGACAAUCUUCUGCCAGGACGAGAUCUCCUUCUCCAGACACGUCUUGUCAACCAUGUGAGCAGUAUGAGACCCAAUAUUUUCCUUGGAAUCAGUGAGGGCUCUGCUCAGUAUAGAAAAUGGUAUUAUGAGCUAAUGGUUGACCAUGUGGGACCAUUUACGACAGCCGAAGCUACUCACCUUCGUGUGGGCUGGGCUUCAACAGAAGGCUAUUCACCAUACCCUGUGGGAGGAGAAGAAUGGGGAGGAAAUGGUGUUGGUGAUGACCUGUAUUCCUAUAGUUUUGAUGGACUUCAUCUGUGGUCAGGUUGUGUAGCAAGAUCUGUGAAUUCUCCCAACCAGCAUCUGUUAAGGACUGAUGAUGUAAUCAGCUGCUGCCUUGAUCUGAGUGCUCCAAGCAUUUCAUUCCGGAUAAAUGGACAGCCAGUCCAGGGGAUGUUUGAGAAUUUCAAUACAGAUGGCCUAUUCUUUCCAGUUGUCAGCUUCUCUGCAGGGAUAAAGGUACGUUUUUUGCUUGGAGGCCGCCAUGGGGAAUUUAAAUUCCUUCCACCUCCAGGAUAUGCUCCUUGUUUUGAAGCUAUUCUGCCAAAAGAGAAAUUGAAAGUGGAACACAGCAGAGAAUACAAACAGGAUCGGAAUUCCACAAGAGACCUUCUGGGCCCAAAUGUAUCUCUAUCCCAAGCAGCUUUCACUCCAGUACCUGUAGAUACUAGUCAGAUUGUAUUACCUCCACAUCUGGAAAGAAUUAGGGAAAAACUAGCUGAAAAUAUCCACGAACUUUGGGUUAUGAAUAAAAUUGAACUUGGAUGGCAGUAUGGUCCUGUUAGAGAUGACAACAAGCGGCAGCAUCCAUGUUUGGUGGAGUUUGCAAAACUGCCAGAACAAGAGCGAAAUUAUAAUCUCCAAAUGUCACUAGAAACACUAAAAACACUGCUGGCGCUGGGUUGUCAUGUUGGGAUUGCUGAUGAGCAUGCUGAGGAAAAAGUGAAGCAACUAAAACUUCCAAAGAAUUAUCUAUUGUCUAGUGGAUACAAGCCUGCUCCUAUGGAUCUGAGUUGUAUCAAACUGACCCCUUCUCAGGAAGCUAUGGUUGAUAAACUUGCAGAGAAUGCUCACAAUGUAUGGGCAAGGGAUCGUAUCAGGCAGGGUUGGACAUAUGGAAUCCAGCAGGAUGUGAAGAACCGCCGAAACCCCCGACUUGUGCCCUAUGCCCUUCUUGAUGAUCGCACCAAGAAAUCAAACAAAGACAGUCUCCGGGAAGCAGUUCGUACCCUAAUUGGCUAUGGUUAUAACCUUGAGGCUCCUGAUCAAGACCAUGCUGCAAGACCAGAUGUAUUCUGUGGUAUGAUGGAAAGGUUUAGGAUCUUCCGCACAGAGAAGACAUAUGCAGUGAAAACAGGAAAGUGGUAUUUUGAGUUUGAAGUAGUGACCUCUGGAGACAUGAGGGUUGGUUGGGCCAAGCCAGGUUGUCAACCGGAUCAAGAGCUUGGAUCAGAUGAACAAGCAUUUGUUUUUGAUGGAUUCAAGGCUCAACGGUGGCACCAGGGAAAUGAGCAUUUUGGUCGUUCUUGGCUGACAGGGGAUAUUGUAGGUUGUAUGGUUGACUUGAAUGAGCGCACCAUGAUGUUCACUCUGAAUGGAGAAAUCCUUCUUGAUGACUCAGGUUCCGAGCUAGCAUUCAAGGACUUUGAGGUUGGUGAUGGCUUUAUACCUGCAUGUAGCCUGGGAUUAUCACAAGUGGGCAGAAUGAACUUUGGCAAAGAAGUGAGCACCUUGAAAUAUUUCACUAUUUGUGGUUUACAAGAAGGCUACGAACCAUUUGCGGUGAAUACAAACAGGGACAUCACCAUAUGGCUGAGCAAGAGACUACCUCAGUUUCUCCCAGUACCACCAAAUCAUGAACAUAUUGAGGUUACAAGAAUAGAUGGUACUGCAGACAGCUCCCCAUGCUUGAAGGUCACACAGAAGUCCUUUGGGUCUCAGAAUAGUAAAACAGAAAUCAUGUUCUAUCGGCUCAGCAUGCCUAUUGAGUGUGCAGAAGUAUUCUCUAAAAUGCCUGGAGGAGGAGUGCCCAGUUCCGGCCGUCUUGCACCAAAGAAUGACUUGGAUGAUUAUGAUGCAGAUUCUGACUUUGAAGUUCUUAUGAAGACUGCUCAUGGUCACCUCGUACCUGAUCGUAUAGAAAAAGAAGCUGUAAAAUCAGAGUUCAAUAACCAUAAAGACUACACACAAGAGAAACCUUCACGCCUCAAGCAAAGAUUUAUGCUGAGAAGGACGAAGCCAGACUACAGCUCAAGCCACUCUGCGAGGCUCACUGAAGAUGUCCUAGCAGAUGAAAGAGAUGAUUAUGAUUACUUAAUGCAAACAUCUACAUAUUAUUAUUCUGUGCGCAUCUUUCCUGGACAAGAACCUGCUAAUGUCUGGGUGGGCUGGAUUACAUCUGACUUCCAUCAGUAUGACACAAGCUUUGAUUUGGAUAGUCGUACUGUUACUGUAACCCUAGGAGAUGAAAAGGGAAAGUUCAUGAGAGGUGCCCAUGUGUACACUGGAGCCCGAGGGAGUUUGAGAUAUUGGUUUGCAACAUUCAGCUUCCACAGUAUCUCAUAUGCUGUUCAUCUUUUGAAAUACAGCAUCAAACGCAGCAACUGCUAUAUGGUAUGCGCUGGUGAGAGCAUGAGUCCCGGGCAAGGACGCAAUAACAAUGGGCUCGAGAUUGGCUGUUCGGUUGAUGCUGCAACUGGUGUCCUGUCCUUCACAGCUAAUGGCAAAGAGCUAAGCACCUAUUAUCAGGUUGAACCAAGCACUAAAUUAUUUCCUGCAGUAUUUGCACAAGCCACAAGCCCCAGUUUCCAAUUUGAAUUGGGAAGAAUAAAGAAUGUAAUGCCAUUGUCAGCUGGCCUGUUCAAAAGUGAGCACAAAAACCCAGUCCCCCAGUGCCCUCCCCGUCUGCAUGUUCAGUUUCUGACACAUGUGCUUUGGAGUAGAGUACCAAACCACUUUCUGAAAGUUGACAUAUCACGGAUCAGUGAACGUCAAGGCUGGUCAGUACAGUGCCUGGAGCCUUUGCAGUUCAUGUCCCUUCACAUCCCAGAGGAAAACAGGUCUAUAGACAUUUUAGAAUUGUCAGAACAAGAAGAAUUGUUGAAAUUCCACUACCAUACUCUCAGACUGUACUCAGGUUGUGCUCUUGGGAAUAAUCGAGUAGCGCAUGCCAUGUGCAGCCAUGUGGAUGAGUCUCAGCUUCUUUAUGCAAUUGAGAACAAGUAUAUGCCGGGCUUGUUACGUGCCGGCUAUUAUGACCUUCUAAUUGACAUUCAUCUUAAUACGUACGCUACUGCAAGGCUGAUGAUGAACAAUGAAUUUAUUGUUCCCAUGACAGAUGAGACUAAGAGCAUUACUCUGUUCCCUGAUGAAAACAAAAAGCAUGGCCUACCUGGCAUAGGACUCAGCACUUCCCUACGGCCCAGAAUGCAGUUUUCCUCUCAGUUUGUAACAAUCAACAACGAGUGUUAUCAGUACAGUCCUGAAUUUCCUCUGGAAAUAUUGAAGACUAAAACCAUAGAGAUGCUGACGGAGGCAGUUCAAGAGGGCAGCCUCCAUGUCAGAGAUCCAGUAGGUGGAACUACAGAGUUUCUCUUCGUUCCUUUGAUCAAGCUUUUUUACACUCUUCUCAUAAUGGGGAUCUUCCAUAAUGGAGACCUGAAGCAUAUCUUGCAGCUGAUUGAACCUAGUGUUUUUAAGGAAGACACAGUCCAUGAGGACGAAACACGAGUAAUAAAAAAAGAAUUAAUUGCUGAUGGACUGAAUUUGGAGAUAGGAGGAGAGAAGGUCCCAGAAGAAGGACUCCUCCAAAUGAAACUUCCUGAGCCAGUGAAAUUGCAGAUGUGUCAUUUACUUCAGUACCUUUGUGACUGUCAGAUACGCCAUCGGAUAGAAGCUAUUGUAGCAUUUCAGAUAUUUGUAUUUAAACUUCAAGAGAACCAGCGUUUCCGAUACAAUGAGGUUAUGCAGGUUAAUAUGUCUGCAGCACUGACAGCCAAGAAAACAAAGGAGUUUCGGUCUCCACCACAGGAACAGAUUAAUAUGCUGCUGAAUUUUAAGGAUGAUAAUGAUUGCCCUUGUCCUGAAGAAAUAAGGGAUCACCUCUUGGAUUUUCAUGAAGAUUUGAUGGCACACUGUGGAAUUCAGUUAGAUGAAGAUGGAAUUCUGGAUGGAAAUAGUGAUUUAACUCUUAAAGGUCGCCUGCUAUAUCUUGUGGAAAGAGUCACACACUUAAAAAAGAAACAAGCUGAGAAGCCCAUUGACGAUGAUGCUAAAAGCCAUGUAACAACUCUCCAACAGCUGAUCUCAGAGACCAUGGUACGAUGGGCUCAAGAAUCAGUCAUAGAAGACCCAGAGUUGGUGAGGGCCAUGUUCGUUUUGCUACAUCGCCAGUAUGAUGGAGUUGGUGGCCUGGUUCGAGCCUUGCCAAAGACAUACACUAUAAAUGGCGUAUCUGUGGAAGAUACAAUCAGCUCUGCUUCUCUUGGUCAGAUCCGUUCUCUCCUCAGCGUCAGAAUGGGCAAGGAAGAAGAGAAGCUUAUGAUUCGUGGACUAGGGGAUAUAAUGAACAAUAAAGUUUUUUACCAACAUCCCAAUCUUAUGAGAGCAUUGGGUAUGCAUGAGACUGUGAUGGAGGUAAUGGUGAAUGUACUUGGAGGAGAGAGUCAAAGUAGUGAGCACAUGGUUCUCCUUAGCUUGGAAAUCACCUUUCCUAAGAUGGGCAAUUGCUGUCGUUUUCUAUGUUAUUUUUGCCGCAUCAGCAGGCAGAAUCAAAAGGCUAUGUUUGAUCAUCUUAGCUAUCUUUUGGAAAAUAGCAGUGUUGGGCUUGCAUCCCCUUCUAUGCGUGGGUCAACUCCUUUGGAUGUUGCAGCAGCAUCUGUAAUGGAUAAUAAUGAGCUUGCACUAGCUUUGCGGGAACCUGAUCUAGAAAGAAUUGUAGAGUAGUCCGCUACUUGCUGGAUGUGGUUGCAAAGCUGCUCAUUGCUGAUUUCUAAAGUCCCAGAUAUUGGAUGGAACCCAGUGGAAGGAGAACGAUACUUGGAUUUCUUGUUUUGCUGUUUUUGCAAUGGAGAGAGCGUUGAAGAGAAUGCCAAUGUGGUGGUAAGACUGCUCAUUCGACGUCCUGAAUGUUUUGGACCAGCACUGAGAGGAGAAGGUGGAAAUGGCCUGCUUGCUGCCAUGGAGGAAGCCAUAAACAUAUCAGAAGACCCAAGAGAUGGACCUUCACCAAGUAGCGGAUCCAAUAAAACACUAAGUGAGGUGGAAGAAGAAGAUGAUACCAUUCACAUGGGAAAUGCCAUCAUGAUUUAUGCUGCUUUGAUUGAUCUCCUAGGACGUUGCGCUCCAGAAAUGCAUCUAAUCCAUGCUGCCAAAGGGGAAGCAAUUAGAAUAAGAUCCACUCGGUCUUUGAUUCCUUUGGAAGAUUUGGUGGGCGUGAUUAGCAUUCCUUUCCACAUGCCAACAAUAGCGAAAGAUGGUACUGUGGGUGGACCUGAUAUGUCAGAGGGGUUUUGCCCAGACCACAAGGCAGCCAUGGUCUUGUUCCUUGACAGGGUCUAUGGGAUUGAAGACCAGGAUUUUCUUUUACACCUUCUUGAAGUUGGAUUUCUGCCAGAUCUUCGUGCUGCUGCUUCAUUAGAUACGGUUGCUCUGAGUGCUACAGAUAUGGCCCUGGCUCUCAAUCGGUACCUCUGCACUGCUGUUUUGCCUUUAUUAACUAGAUGUGCUCCUCUUUUUGCUGGCACAGAACACCAUGCUUCCCUUAUAGAUUCCUUGCUACAUACUGUGUACCGACUUUCCAAGGGCUGCUCUCUUACCAAAGCUCAACGGGACUCUAUUGAAGAGUGCCUACUCUCCAUAUGUGGUCAGCUGAGGCCUUCAAUGAUGCAACAUUUGUUGAGAAGAUUAGUGUUUGAUAUUCCACUGCUAAAUGAGCAUGCAAAGAUGCCUCUUAAGUUGCUGACAAAUCAUUAUGAAAGAUGUUGGAAGUAUUACUGUUUACCAGGAGGAUGGGGCAACUUUGGUGCUGCUUCAGAAGAAGAACUUCAUUUGUCCAGGAAGUUGUUCUGGGGUAUUUUUGAUGCCUUAUCUCAAAAGAAAUAUGAACAGGAAUUAUUCAAACUGGCUUUGCCGUGCCUGAGUGCAGUGGCUGGGGCUUUACCUCCUGAUUACAUGGAAUCAAACUAUGUGGGUGUGAUGGAAAAGCAAGCUUCCAUGGAUUCAGAUGGGAACUUUAAUCAACCUGUUGAUACUUCAAACAUUACAAUUCCUGAAAAGCUAGACUACUUUAUUAACAAAUAUGCAGAACAUUCCCAUGAUAAAUGGUGCAUGGAAAAGUUUGCAAAUGGGUGGAUAUAUGGUGAAACAUACUCAGAAUCUUCCAAAGUGCAGCCAUUAAUGAAACAAUAUAAACUGUUAGCAGAAAAGGAGAAAGAAAUUUACAGAUGGCCAAUCAAGGAGUCCUUGAAAACCAUGCUUGCUUGGGGAUGGCGGGUUGAAAGAACAAGGGAAGGAGAUACUAUGGCUCUUUAUAACAGGCCACGCCGAAUAUCACAGACAAGUCAGGUUUCUGUAGAUACUGUCCAUGGUUAUAGCCCUCGUGCAAUUGACAUGAGUAAUGUUACCCUCUCCAGAGAACUGCAUGCUAUGGCUGAAAUGAUGGCUGAAAACUAUCACAAUAUAUGGGCAAAGAAAAAGAAGAUGGAGCUUGAAGCAAAAGUGGGAGGAGGAAACCAUCCCUUACUUGUUCCAUAUGAUACACUGACAGCCAAAGAAAAGGCCAAGGAUAGAGAGAAAGCACAAGAUAUCCUGAAGUUCCUACAGAUCAAUGGAUAUGUGGUCUCGAGAGGUCUAAAGGAUCUAGAAUUAGACACGCCUUCUAUCGAGAAACGAUUUGCUUACAGUUUUCUUCAGCAGCUGAUAAGAUAUGUGGAUGAAGCCCAUCAGUACAUUCUGGAGUUUGAUGGUGGCGGCAGAGGCAAAGGAGAACAAUUUCCUUAUGAACAAGAAAUCAAGUUCUUUGCUAAAGUUGUACUUCCUUUAAUCGACCAGUAUUUUAAGAACCAUCGCCUGUAUUUCCUAUCUGCUGCAAGUAGGCCUCUUAGCAGUGGGGGGCAUGCCUCAAAUAAGGAGAAAGAAAUGGUGACAAGCCUAUUCUGCAAACUUGGAGUUCUUGUCAGGCAUAGGAUUUCACUGUUUGGAAAUGAUGCGACUUCAAUAGUCAAUUGUCUGCAUAUCUUGGGACAGACCUUGGAUGCAAGGACAGUGAUGAAGACAGGACUGGAGUCUGUUAAGAUGGCUUUGAGGACAUUUUUGGAUAAUGCUGCAGAGGACCUGGAGAAGACAAUGGAGAAUCUUAAGCAAGGGCAGUUUACGCACACUAGGAGUCAGCCGAAAGGAGUGACACAAAUAAUUAACUAUACCACUAUGGCUCUUCUGCCAGUGCUAUCUUCAUUAUUUGAACACAUUGGACAGCAUCAAUUUGGAGAAGAUUUAAUAUUGGAAGAUGUUCAAGUCUCUUGUUACAGAAUAUUGGUCAGCUUGUAUGCUCUGGGGACAAGCAAGAGUAUCUAUGUGGAGCGGCAGCGCUCAGCUUUAGGUGAAUGCCUAGCUGCUUUUGCUGGUGCCUUUCCUGUGGCAUUCUUAGAAACUCAUCUGAACCAUCACAACACACAUUCUAUUUACAACACCAAGACUACAAGAGAUAGAACAGGUCUUAGCUUACCAAACAGUGUAGAAGAACUUUCUCCAAACAUUCCUUCUCUGGAGAAGCUAAUGGAAGAAAUUGUGGAAUUAGCUGAAUCUGGAAUUCGCUACACACAAAUGCCUCAUGUAAUGGAAGUUGUACUGCCUAUGCUCUGUAGCUACAUGUCACACUGGUGGGAACAUGGACCAGAAAGCAAUCCUGACAAUAGUGAAAUGUGCUGCACAGCUUUGACUUCAGAUCACAUGAAUACCCUUCUAGGAAACAUACUGAAAAUCAUUCAUAAUAAUUUGGGCAUAGAUGAGGGAGCCUGGAUGAAGAAAUUAGCAGUGUUUUCUCAGCCUAUCAUAAGCAAAGUGAAGCCUCAGCUCCUGAAAACGCAUUUUCUGCCACUGAUGGAGAAACUGAAGAAGAAAGCUGCAAUGGUUAUAUCCGAUGAAGAACAUUUAAGAGCAGAAGGCCGAGGAGAUAUGUCUGAGGCAGAACUCCUCAUUCUAGAUGAGUUCACAAUAUUGGCACGGGACCUUUACGCCUUCUACCCAUUGUUGAUUAGAUUUGUGGACUACAACAGAGCAAAGUGGCUAAAAGAACCUAAUCCAGAGGCAGAGGACCUGUUUCGUAUGGUUGCUGAUGUAUUCAUUUACUGGUCAAAAUCCCAUAAUUUUAAAAGGGAAGAACAAAAUUUUGUUGUGCAGAAUGAAAUCAACAACAUGUCUUUCCUUAUUACUGAUACAAAGUCGAAGAUGUCCAAGGCAGCUGUUUCUGAUCAGGAAAGGAAAAAAAUGAAGCGGAGAGGUGAUCGUUAUUCAACACAGACUUCCCUUAUUGUGGCAGCUUUAAAAAGACUUCUGCCUGUUGGGCUAAAUAUUUGUGCCCCUGGUGACCAAGAACUAAUUGCACUGGCAAAAAACAGAUUAAGUAUGAAAGACACAGAAGAUGAAGUUCGAGAUAUUAUACGUAAUAACCUUCACUUACAGGGCAAGCUUGAAGAUCCUGCCAUUAGGUGGCAGGUUGCUCUUUACAAAGAUCUACCAAACAGGACUGAAGUUACUUCAGAUCCAGAGAAGACGGUGGAAAGGGUCCUGGAUAUAGCUAGUGUACUUUUUCAUCUGGAACAGGUUGAGCAUCCUCAGAGAUCAAAAAAAGCAGUAUGGCAUAAACUUCUAUCUAAACAGAGAAAAAGAGCAGUGGUAGCUUGCUUCAGAAUGGCACCACUAUAUAAUCUUCCACGGCAUCGAGCUGUCAAUCUCUUUCUUCAAGGAUAUGACAAGUCGUGGGUGGAAACAGAAGACCACUACUUUGAAGACACGCUGAUAGAAGAUUUAGCAAAACCUGGAGAAGAACCACCAGAAGAAGAUGAAUGUAUUAAGAGAGUUGAUCCUUUGCACCAGCUUAUUUUACUCUUCAGUCGAACAGCAUUAACUGAAAAAUGUAAGCUGGAAGAAGAUUAUCUUUAUAUGGCAUAUGCUGAUAUAAUGGCAAAGAGCUGCCAUGAAGAAGAUGAUGAUAAUGAAGAGGAAGUCAAGAGUUUUGAAGAAAAAGAAAUGGAAAAGCAAAAACUCCUGUACCAGCAAGCAAGACUGCAUGAUCGAGGAGCUGCUGAAAUGGUCCUUCAGACAAUUAGUGCCUGUAAAGGUGAGAUGGGUCCAAUGGUUGCAGCCACCCUAAAACUUGGGAUUGCCAUCUUGAAUGGAGGAAAUUCUACUGUUCAGCAGAAAAUGCUUGACUACCUCAAGGACAAAAAGGAUGUAGGCUUCUUUCAGAGCCUUGCUGGUCUUAUGCAGUCUUGUAGUGUUCUUGACCUAAAUGCUUUUGAACGCCAGAACAAAGCAGAGGGCCUUGGCAUGGUAACAGAAGAAGGAUCAGGAGAAAAAGUGAUGCAAGAUGAUGAAUUUACUUGUGACCUCUUCCGGUUCCUCCAGUUGCUUUGCGAGGGGCACAACUCAGAUUUUCAGAAUUACUUGAGGACUCAGACUGGUAACAAUACAACUGUCAAUAAUAUAUCUACUGUGGAUUAUUUACUGAGAGUUCAGGAAUCAAUUAGUGAUUUCUAUUGGUAUUACUCUGGAAAGGAUGUUAUUGAUGAACAAGGACAACGUAAUUUCUCUAAAGCAAUUCAAGUUGCUAAGCAGGUUUUCAACACUCUUACAGAAUAUAUUCAGGGACCAUGUACGGGUAACCAGCAGAGUCUGGCGCAUAGCAGACUGUGGGACGCUGUUGUUGGUUUUCUUCAUGUAUUUGCCCAUAUGCAGAUGAAGCUUUCUCAGGAUUCUAGCCAAAUUGAAUUACUGAAAGAAUUAAUGGAUCUUCAGAAGGAUAUGGUGGUCAUGUUGUUAUCUAUGUUAGAAGGUAAUGUUGUGAAUGGCACAAUCGGCAAGCAGAUGGUUGACAUGCUAGUGGAAUCCUCCAACAAUGUAGAAAUGAUUUUAAAGUUUUUUGAUAUGUUCCUAAAACUGAAGGAUUUAACUUUCUCUGAUGCAUUCAAAGAAUAUGAUCCUGACGGAAAGGGUAUCAUUUCAAAAAGAGAUUUCCACAAAGCCAUGGAGAGCCACAAACACUACACUCAAUCUGAAACCGAGUUUUUGCUCUCAUGUGCUGAAACAGAUGAGAAUGAGACUUUGGACUAUGAAGAAUUUGUGAAACGGUUUCAUGAGCCAGCCAAGACAUCGGCUUCAUGUUGCUGUCCUCCUACAAACUUGUCAGAGCACAUGCCUCAUGACACUCGGUUGCAGACUUUUCUUGAACUGGCAGAUAGUGUUUUGAACUAUUUCCAGCCCUUCUUAGGGCGUAUAGAGAUAAUGGGUAGCGCAAAGCGCAUUGAACGAGUUUACUUUGAGAUAAGCGAAUCAAGUAGGACACAGUGGGAAAAACCUCAAGUUAAAGAAUCAAAGAGACAGUUUAUAUUUGAUGUAGUAAAUGAAGGAGGGGAAAAGGAAAAAAUGGAGCUUUUUGUUAAUUUUUGUGAGGACACCAUAUUUGAAAUGCAAUUGGCAGCUCAGAUCUCUGAAUCAGAUUUGAAUGAGAGGUCUGCAAAUAAAGAAGAAAAUGAGAACGAGAAACCUGAGGAGCGGGAUCCCAGAAUGGGCUUCUUCUCUCUAGUAACUGUUAAAUCAGCUUUAGUAGCUCUCAGGUAUAACAUAAUGACACUCAUGAAAGUGCUAAGCAUGAAAAGUAUCAAGAAGCAGAUGAAGAAGAUGAAGAAGAUGACCAUGAAAGACAUGGCAAUGGCUUUUUUCUCCUCAUAUUGGAGCAUUUUAAUGGGCUUAAUGCAUUUCGUAUCAAGUGUCUUCCGAGGCUUCUUUCAAAUCAUGUACAGUUUGCUGCUUGGAGGAAGCCUAGUUGAAGGGGCUAAGAAAAUCAAGGUAGCUGAACUCUUAGCCAACAUGCCUGACCCUACUCAAGAUGAGGUGCGUGGUGAAGGGGAAGAAGCAGAAAGAAAGCCAACAGAAGCUCCUCUCCCUGCAGAAGAUCUGACCGAUCUCAAAGCUUUGUCAGAAGAUACUGACCUCCUCUCUGACAUAUUUGGCUUGGAUUUAAAAAGAGAGGGAGGACAAUAUAAACUAAUCCCACAUAAUCCAAACGCAGGCCUAAGUGACUUGCUGAGCAGUCCUUCUUUACUCCCCUUACCUGAUGUGCAAGAAAAAAUACAGGACCAGAAGGUGAAUGAAGAUGAAAAGGAUGAGAAGGAAGAAACUAAAUUUGUACCUGAAAAAGCAGAGGGAGAAGAUGGAGAAAAGGAAGAGAAAGCAAAAGAAGAUAAAGCAAAGCAGAAACAGAGGCAGCGUCACAAACAUAGGCAUGGUGAACCAGAAACACAGGAAUCGGCCUUCUGGAAGAAAAUUAUUGCAUACCAGCAGAAACUUCUUAACUAUUUUGCUCGGAAUUUCUACAAUAUGAGGAUGCUGGCUUUGUUUGUUGCAUUUGCCAUUAAUUUCAUUCUGCUCUUCUAUAAGGUAACUCCUUCAAGUUUUCAUCCACUGAUGUCCUUCCUGGGUGAUCCCAGCAUAUCAACACAAUCUGAGCUGAAAACUGACAUUUUAGGAGCAAAAAAGGAGGUUCGUGUGGUUAAUAUUGCUGAAAACUCCAAGCUAAGCAGCUUAGAAAGUCCUUCCCAUAGAAUCAUCACAGUGCACUAUGUUCUUGAAGAAAGUAGCGGCUACAUGGAACCCACACUCCGCAUUUUAGCCAUUCUGCACACAGUCAUUUCCUUUUUCUGCAUCAUUGGAUAUUACUGUCUGAAAGUUCCGCUGGUUAUAUUUAAACGAGAAAAAGAAGUCGCACGGAAAUUAGAAUUUGAUGGGCUGUAUAUCACAGAACAGCCUUCAGAAGAUGAUAUUAAAGGGCAGUGGGAUAGACUUGUCAUCAACACACAAUCAUUUCCUAACAACUAUUGGGACAAGUUUGUAAAAAGAAAGGUUAUGGAUAAAUAUGGAGAGUUCUAUGGAAAGGACAGAAUCAGUGAAUUGCUGGGAAUGGACAAAGCUGCUCUGGAUUUCAGUGAUGCUAGAGAAAAAAAGAAACCCAAAAAAGACAGUUCUUUAUCAGCUGUACUGAAUUCUAUUGAUGUAAAGUAUCAGAUGUGGAAAUUAGGAGUUGUUUUCACUGAUAAUUCUUUUCUGUACCUCGCCUGGUAUAUGACCAUGUCAGUCCUUGGUCAUUACAACAACUUUUUCUUUGCUGCUCAUCUUCUUGAUAUAGCAAUGGGAUUCAAAACCUUGCGAACUAUUCUGUCAUCAGUAACUCACAAUGGCAAACAGCUUGUGCUCACAGUAGGAUUACUGGCAGUGGUAGUUUACCUGUACACAGUAGUCGCAUUUAAUUUUUUCCGCAAAUUCUACAAUAAGAGUGAAGAUGGAGAUAUGCCAGACAUGAAGUGUGAUGAUAUGCUAACGUGCUAUAUGUUUCACAUGUAUGUGGGAGUGCGUGCUGGUGGUGGAAUUGGUGAUGAAAUUGAAGAUCCAGCAGGCGAUGAAUAUGAAAUCUAUCGAAUCAUCUUUGAUAUUACGUUUUUCUUUUUUGUAAUAGUUAUUCUCCUCGCUAUCAUCCAAGGUUUAAUUAUUGAUGCAUUUGGAGAAUUAAGAGAUCAGCAAGAACAAGUUAAAGAAGACAUGGAGACCAAAUGCUUUAUUUGUGGGAUAGGUAAUGACUACUUUGACACAGUGCCCCGGUUUGAAACACAUACUCUACAGGAGCACAACUUGGCUAAUUAUCUGUAAAUUUUCCUGAUGUAUCUAAUAAAUAAAGAUGAAACCGAACAUACUGGACAGGAAUCCUACGUAUGGAAAAUGUAUCAAGAGCGAUGCUGGGAAUUUUUUCCUGCAGGCGACUGCUUUCGAAAGCAGUAUGAAGACCAGCUUAACUAAUUCUAGUUGAGGACUAUCUAUUGAGAAACCAUCCACACCUCUCUUGACUCCUUGGGAACAGUUAGCAGAUUUCCCAGAUCUAUUAAGCAGUGUGCUGUUUGGAGCACCAAAGCUUUUUUUUGAUGACUCAGCUGUCCUUUUUUCUUCUAUGUUUGCUUUGAGAACAAUGAGAACUUAACUCUGGGAAGAGAAGAAAAAAUAUCCCACACAACAAAUCCCCAUACAUAACAUGAACACAUGCACACAACAAGAGACUCGACAGCUUUUUCUCUCUGAGACUGCCUGAUGAUUCCCUUAACUAAGAGAACACACGUGGGGUAAUGUGAUAGCCACAUUCAUUCAAUCUAUUUAUUCAUCAUCCUGGAAGGACCUCUAUAGAUCACGGAGUGCUGUAAAGGAUUGUUGUGGACGCUAAGUUGUGGGGAAAUAGUGCCUUACUAUAUGUAGGUUGAGCUAUGCAGAAGAUGAGUGCAUGAUGACAUCUUAUUUUCUUUAUUUGUCCUCUCUUUCCUCCCAGUUAAUAUUUAUUUUGUCUUCUGGAGAGGGGGGGGGGAUUUGGCUGUGCACACCUUUUAAAUAAGACUAUGGCGUGUCUCAGGAUAAAAAGUAGUUUUUUUCUCAUUAAGCUCAGUUCACAGGUAUCUUCCUCUUUAUCUCUUACACUUUUUGGUAAUGCUCUGAUGCAACACUGCAACUUUAUGAAAUCUUUGUAUGAAAACAAAAAGACUGCAGAAAAAAACUUUAAAAAGAAUAAUUUCAUUGCAUGUUUAUUAUGCAAGUUAAAACAGCAAAAAGCAACCUUCUGAAGCAAGUUGAUCAACAUGAGAAAACAUUCACGAUAAUAUUCAUAGUAAUAAAGUGUUGUGGGCUUUAUUGUACAUUUGAAACCAGUGUCAUCAACCCACUAUGUAUAUGUUAUGAACUUGCCAGUAGUUUCGAUUUAUUUUCUUUUUGUUGUUGUUUUCCUUUUUGUUCAUUUUGCCAUUUGUGAACAUUAGUGGAAUUAAGGUUUUUCUUAGGUCAAUUUUUAAAAUCCAAGGUGAAGCAAUAUCCAUUCAGGGAUUUCAUUAUUUGCAUCAUGAAACACCAAUGAUGUGUACAUCACUCCAUUUUGAGUCCUUUUUUGAUUGUAAUGCCAGUCUUUACAAAUAAAAGGAGAGAUUUGGAAUGGAAGCAAGGUGCUUUUGCUGUCACUUGGCUUCUUUUUAACAGAG
This is a messenger RNA of Lacerta agilis (Sand lizard), 16261 nucleotides long. It is a transcript of the gene RYR2, whose product is annotated as ryanodine receptor 2. Gene Ontology annotation, cellular component: sarcolemma; Z disc; smooth endoplasmic reticulum. The record is from RefSeq and is a predicted model, not a curated record. Gene Ontology annotation, biological process: intracellular calcium ion homeostasis; calcium ion transmembrane transport. Lineage: Eukaryota; Metazoa; Chordata; Lepidosauria; Squamata; Lacertidae. Gene Ontology annotation, molecular function: ryanodine-sensitive calcium-release channel activity; calcium ion binding; protein binding.